AUGGCGGAGGCUCUGAACUCUGAGACUGAGUCCACCACCACCACAAUAUCCGACCCAUUUUCUAAAGAACUGAGUUUGGAGGAUCCGAAUAGGAAAUGGAUCAAACGUAGCAGAGAAAAUGCAGAAGAUGAUGAUGGCAAUAGCAGUAGUAGCAAAGCCACCAAAAACAACAGUAAACAUCCGGUUUACAGAGGUGUUCGGCGGCGGGCGUGGGGAAAAUGGGUAUCGGAGAUCCGACAACCGAAGAAGAAAUCCCGGAUCUGGCUUGGAACCUUCCCUGACCCGGAAAUGGCUGCACGUGCACACGACGUCGCUGCACUCUCCAUCAAAGGCAAGUCCGCCAUUCUUAACUUCCCUGAACUGUCGGAUAUCUUGCCCCGACCCAUUUCAUGCUCACCAUGUGAUGUCCAGGCAGCGGCCACUAAAGCUGCUUCCAUGGUUCACCUCAACCAGAUCACAACCGCAACGACGCCGUCAACGCCGUCCACGUCUGCUUCUUCGACUUGCUCCGCCGCGUCCACGUUGACGUCGUAUUCGGGAAAGCCACCGUCGGAAGAGCUGAGCGAGAUAGUGGAGCUUCCGAGUUUGGGAGAAGGGUUUAACUCGAACGAUUUUGUAUUUGUGGACUCUGGUUGGGACUACUUCUCGUCGCCACCAUGGGUGGAGGGCGGCGACGGUGGAUGUUUCGGUGGAGAGCCGUUGUCCGUAAUGCCGUCGACUUCCGGACAUGUUAUAUCACCUGGCAGCUUUUUCUUUGAUGCCUUAUUAUGGCAAUAUUAA
Lactuca saligna is the source of this 780-nucleotide messenger RNA. The record is from the annotation of a GenBank genome assembly. Lineage: Eukaryota; Viridiplantae; Streptophyta; Magnoliopsida; Asterales; Asteraceae.